CUCCAGGCCGGAAGUGUUCAGCCCGGCGCGCGCCCUCGCGUCGCCGGAGCCUGCAGGGAUCCCGGCGCCCUGCCGCGUGCCCGCGCUCGUUCUCCCGGGCCGGAGCUAGGAGGCGGUCGCGCGCGCGCGCUCUUCCAGCCGGUCCCGCCCCCGCCGCGCCUCUCCCGGGCUCUGCCGCCAUGUGCUCGUUAGCGCCGGGCGCUGUCGGUGGCCGGGCCGCCGAAGAGGAGGACGACGAGUUGCCAGAGCUGUCGGACAGUGGGGACGAGGCCGCCUGGGUGGACGAGGAGGAGACCGAGCUGCCCCACGACCAUGAGCGGCGGCAGACCCCCUGUCUGUUCUGCGACAGGUUAUUUACAUCUGCUGAAGAGACAUUCUCACACUGUAAAUCAGAGCAUCAAUUUUAUAUUGAUAGCAUGGUCCAUAAACAUGGACUUGAAUUUUAUGGAUAUAUUAAACUAAUAAAUUUUAUUAGACUUAAGAAUCCUACAGUUGAGUACAUGAAUUCUAUAUAUAACCCAGUGCCUUGGGAGAAAGAAGAGUAUUUAAAGCCGGUGUUAGAAGAUGACCUGUUACUUCAGUUUGAUGUAGAAGAUCUUUAUGAACCAGUGUCAGUCCCAUUCUCAUACCCCAAUGGGCUCAGUGAAAGUACUUCUGUUGUGGAAAAGCUGAAACAUAUGGAAGCUCGGGCACUGUCUGCUGAAGCUGCAUUGGCCAGAGCACGUGAGGACCUACAGAGAAUGAAACAAUUUGCUCAAGACUUUGUGAUGAACACAGAUGUCAGAACCUGCUCAUCAUCUACCGCCAUUGCAGACCUCCAGGAAGAUGAAGAUGGCGUUUAUUUCAGCUCAUACGGGCAUUAUGGGAUACAUGAAGAGAUGCUAAAGGACAAAGUACGAACAGAAAGCUACAGAGAUUUCAUAUACCAAAAUCCACAUAUCUUCAAAGACAAGGUAGUUUUGGAUGUUGGGUGUGGAACUGGAAUUCUCUCUCUGUUUGCUGCUAAAGCUGGGGCGAAGAAAGUUCUUGGCGUUGAUCAAUCUGAAAUACUUUACCAGGCAAUGGAUAUCAUAAGACUAAAUAAACUUGAAGAUACUAUUGUACUAAUUAAAGGAAAGAUCGAAGAAGUUCAUCUUCCUGUAGAAAAAGUGGAUGUUAUUAUAUCUGAAUGGAUGGGAUAUUUUCUUCUUUUUGAGUCUAUGUUAGAUUCUGUCCUUCAUGCAAAGAACAAAUACUUGAUAAAAGGAGGAUCAGUCUACCCUGACAUUUGCACCAUCAGCCUUGUAGCAGUGAGUGAUGUGAAUAAACACGCUGAUAGAAUUGAUUUCUGGGACAACGUCUAUGGCUUCAACAUGUCCUGCAUGAAGAAAGCAGUUAUUCCAGAAGCAGUGGUGGAGGUUAUAGAUCCAGAGACUCUUAUUUCAGAGCCUUGUGAUAUUAAGCGUAUAGAUUGCCAUACAACAUCUAUUUCAGAUUUGGAGUUUUCUUCAGAUUUUUCCCUAAAAAUCACAAAGACAUCCAUGUGCACGGCAAUUGCUGGCUAUUUUGAUAUAUAUUUUGAGAAGAAUUGCCUCAAGAGGGUUGUGUUCUCUACGGGACCCCAGAGUACCAAAACACACUGGAAACAGACAGUAUUUCUACUAGAAAAGCCGUUUUCAGUAAAAGCAGGUGAAUCCUUGAAAGGGAAAAUCAUAGUUCACAAGAAUAAGAAAGAUCCUCGCUCUCUCAUUGUGACACUCACCUUGAAUAAUUCAUCGCAGACUUACAGUCUCCAGUGAGACAGCCACGAUCGUACAGCGUCGUCACAGCUCUUCAUGCGGGGUGGGGAAGUGGGGCAGGCUUCCCUGGAGCCUGUGGACGGUGGGCCCUGGCCUGAUCCCCUUAGCCGGAGAAGCACAGGGGAGGGGAGAUCUGCUGGCCUAUGCUGGGGACGGCCCUGGACCCUCCCCGCCUCAGCAGCUUUUUCAGGCGGCUGUGCAGCUGGGUCACGCCCCUGCAGCCUCUGCUGUGCGUGGCCACCUUGAUAAUCAUGUUCCUUAACCACCCAGAGCGGUGGCUGUCUUCUUGUUUUUAGUAAAUUUCUUACAAAUUUUAAGCAGUAGUAAUUGAUUAGUUUUAAAACAUUUUUGGUAAAUUAGUGACACAGGAAGUGCAUUCUGUUGAACAUUUCCUCUCCAGAGGAAUAGCACUUGGUUAUAUUCACUGGUGUAUCAAGAUGUUACCAGUUAGGGCACACAGAUAAGGGGCUGCAAGCAGGGCUGGUGUUCACCACCUGCAGGUCCCAUCUCGUAGGUCUUCCCUCUCUGAAUAGUCUCUAGCCAUAGGCUUCUAGUAUCACCCAGGAGCCAAUCUCAGUGUAUUCCUGCUACAUUUGAUACACGUUUUUAAAGACCAGAAUAAAUGUGCACUUGUUUACUAGUGUGUUAUGUUUUUGAAACUGGAUUUAUGUGCAGAGGUUAAACAUACAAUAUACUUGUAUCACUCUA
Messenger RNA from Cavia porcellus (domestic guinea pig), 2486 nucleotides. RefSeq names its product protein arginine methyltransferase 3 (gene Prmt3). Gene Ontology annotation, molecular function: protein-arginine N-methyltransferase activity. Gene Ontology annotation, biological process: peptidyl-arginine methylation. NCBI's taxonomy places the organism in Eukaryota, Metazoa, Chordata, Mammalia, Rodentia, Caviidae. The transcript is spliced from 16 exons. The record is from RefSeq and is a predicted model, not a curated record. Gene Ontology annotation, cellular component: nucleus. Bases 180 to 1778 code for a protein of 532 amino acids.